Messenger RNA from Pocillopora verrucosa, 1488 nucleotides. RefSeq lists its product as uncharacterized. The record is from RefSeq and is a predicted model, not a curated record. Lineage: Eukaryota; Metazoa; Cnidaria; Anthozoa; Scleractinia; Pocilloporidae.
CGUUCCAUAUUAAGCCGUCGGCAUUCAAGUAGAGACUAUGAACUGCAACGCAGUUAAUUUUCGUUUCGCUUCGAACUUCCUAUGGAAAGACGUUUACUGUUGUUAGAUUUUCCUGGAGUUCCGCCAAGAAUCAAAUAGAAAAAUAGCACGUAAACAAGGAUCUCGCAAAAUAAUAUUUAAAUUUCUGAAAAAUCUUUGGCCGGGCGUACAUAUCGGAGCGGACUUGAAGCUGAAUGUUAGAUGCCUUUCUGAGACAACAUGUUGAAAAGUGACAGCAAGAGUCUUUUCUCAGGAACACCCAUCCUCUACGCUGAGGGCCAGUUCGUGGCGUGUCAUUUCAGCCCCUCUAACUAUGUGCCUUUCAGAAAGAUUGGAAAGAAGCACCUUGAAGAAGAACUUCGAAGAGCGAUGUGUACAGAAGACCGUCGGACAGACGCCCUCUUUGAGAACAGCAAAAGGGAAGAGGGGGCCUGGAAAGAUAAUUAUGAAAUGAUUUAUCUAAAAGAUAGCUGUACAGCGGAAGAUUCGUCCAAGGAAAUCAUCCUUAACCAAAAAGAUCCAAAACAACAGAAGCAGCUUCAGCAGGGACUAACGCACUUCAUGGAAUUACUUCAAUGGAUUUCGCAGGAGGGCGACGAAUUUGUCUAUAUCGAAUCACUAAGAGACUCAAACGACGUUUUCAUUUUACUGGACGCCAUAGGAAAAUGUCGGAAUCCAGUUUUGAUUAACAUACUGAUUUGUGACAACGAACCGAACAAGAUCACUGUGUCUCUAUCGAAUGUGACUGUAAGUCUACAGAGUUUACUCUUCUGUAUGUUUCCAACCUAGUUCAGGAAAUUCAAGAUCAGUUUUGACGCGAUACUAUUCCUGAUGUAGCUGGAUCAGACACAGUUGGCGUUUGACACGUUCAGUUAAAUUUUUGUAACGCCUAGGAUAAAGCCUUCGCUGUGGCUUCUCAAAAGAACUUGCGAAUAGGCCCUAAUCACUAGUGCUGCAGGACGCGCGUCUCUCCGCCUGCGGGAAGAUUUGAGACAAGUUGGGAAGAGGAUUGCUUAGGGUCUGGCACUGAUAACUAUCAUCGUCAAGGCCUCAUACUUUCUCGUGUUGAAGAAAAAUUCGUGCGGGAACGUUCCUGCUAGGAGAUUAACAGCAAGCAUAUAUGUGCACCUGGAUUAUUUCGAACCAGCGAAAUUUAGAGCGUGGACAAAUAAGCAAUCACAUCUCUCACAAGUCCCAAGUUGCAUGUCUAAAUAUUCUUAAGGGUAUAGAUUCCUCCCUUAAGGCUUAACUCCAAAGCAUGUAUUUCUUAAAUGGCUACGUAGGACAAUGUCUUGACAUGGUUGUUUUGGAAAACUACUUUAUAAAUCUUUUGCUUGUUUAUUUUGAAAGGAUGUGAAGGAGAAACACUAAUAAACUUGUAGCCUGUCCCGUGUGCUCAGGUGGUAAAACGGGGCCCAAAUAAACGAACUGCGUGAUAUAAAACCCCCU